Guillardia theta CCMP2712 is the source of this 1233-nucleotide messenger RNA. RefSeq lists its product as hypothetical. NCBI's taxonomy places the organism in Eukaryota, Cryptophyceae, Pyrenomonadales, Geminigeraceae. The record is from RefSeq and is a predicted model, not a curated record. The transcript has 2 exons. Bases 1 to 1233 code for a protein of 410 amino acids.
AUGAGUGCUACUGAUCGCAGUGAGCAGCAAAACACGUCUGUCCCAGACAACCAGGGAGAGGCCUCGGCCCAGGCAGCCGCUCGGCCCGAUGUCUUCAGUUCGGAUCAGGAGCAGGACGGGGAGGGCUCUCAGAAGAGGCUGCAGGGGAAGAAACGCAUCCUCAAUGCUGAGCUGGCUUUCAAGAUCUACUCUGAGAAGAUCUCGGGGUUGGGGCACAAAACGGUGGAGAGCUGCUUCGUAGGAAGACGAUACGGGAUCAGCUCCAAGACGGUGCGAGACAUCUGGGACAGGCGGACCUGGACACAAGCAACGAAAUCGUUGUGGACGCCGGAGGAGCGACUGCAGGACGAGCAGAUCGUGAGGCGACAACCUGGAAGGCCGUCGGGGUCCAAGGACACGAAGCCCAGGAGGCAUAGGAACUUUCAGAAGGGCGGGAACAACGUGGGCAACUCGAGUCAGGAGGGGGAGAGCAGCAGAGGGAAGGAGGGCGCCAAGAGGAAGCAGCUGUGCGAGAUGGAGGAGAAGGCUAUCCGAGUGCUGAACGAAGAGCUCAGGUCCAAGAUCGAGGACGGGGAGAAGACGAGCAUGGGGGAGGGUUCGCAGAGCAGCGAGUCAAGUCGGAUCUCCAUGGACGCGCUCAACGACGACAACUCGAGCGACGAUGUCGGACGGCAGGAGAUGUCGGACGGCAAGACCAACAGCACGUCGGAAACCUCCCCGGUCACCACCAGCGGCUCCUGCCCCGCAGACAACACCGAUGUGUCAGAUUCCAGCUCCAACUCCAGCUCGCAGAACUACUCGCAGCGGGAGAGUCUGCAGAUUGCGCUCAACGAGAUCGCCAAGACAAGCGCGCAGAUCGCACAGCUGCAGUACUUGCAACUGCAGCGGCAAGACCAGCUCUCCCUCCUCCUUCAGCUGCAACUUCUCCAAAACCAGGGAGGAAGCAGCAUGCUGGGCAACAUGGCAGCGCCGAGGACAGUGCCUGACAUGUGGCAGGGGCAGCAGCAACUGCCUCCCAUCCUCGCGGGGCUGCAGCAGGGAACUGCGAUGAACAUGCUCGGCGGGUUUGCGUCAGAAGGGAGAGCUACGUUAGGAGGGUCGAUACUCGCAAGCAACGAUGGAGGCAGCAGCGCGAUGAUGAGGAGUACGGAACGAACAAUGUCAAGUGGAGAAGCGGCAACACCUGGGGCUCGAGCUGGCGAGACAACAGGAGCGAUGUGGAUAUGUCACUGA